Messenger RNA from Penicillium crustosum, 1239 nucleotides. RefSeq names its product DUF3716 domain-containing protein. The coding region runs from base 1 to 1239 and encodes 412 amino acids. The transcript has 3 exons. Lineage: Eukaryota; Fungi; Ascomycota; Eurotiomycetes; Eurotiales; Aspergillaceae. The record is from RefSeq and is a predicted model, not a curated record.
AUGCCUCGCUUGACUCGCUCCAUUCCUCACAGCUCUCCGGCCGCACACGGUCUUGCCGCGGCAAUCUUAAAUGACUUCGAUGAUCCUCAUUUAAUACAAGAUGAAUCAGAGAGAUCGCCUAGUCCCAACGACCCCGAUUUUCUACAACACGUUGACUCUGAUAGCAGUGAUGACGAUGCAGUUGACAUCCCAUACCGAAAGGACGAAGAUGGGACUCAUGUUCGAGUCGGUGUUGCGAGUCGUACGAAGUCUUCUGCUGAUAAGCAAGACCCCGGCCCAUCCAUUCGGGACCGUACGACCGCCGAACUCGAGGCUAUCAUGAAAGCACAAGUCGAAGACCCCUCCUUUCCGGGUCUUGACACCACCGGAUUACCCCUUCUACGCAAUUUCAUGACCGCAUUCGAAAAGAAGUUCCGUGAUAUGCACCCCAAGCGGACCGAACUCGAUUGGGGAAAAGGCGUACGCAGGCCAGCGAGGUCCGCAGUUGCUCGACGUGCAGCGCAGGGACAGUUGUGUGGCGUUGAAGCUCCAGCUGAUCAGAAAUGUACCGCCUGCGCCAAAGGCAAAGUAACAUUCGAGCAUUGUCGGAUUGUUUUCGCGAAGAACCAGGCUCAAUGGGACUGGGCGUGUGCUAAUUGCACCUUUAUAGGAGGAGGACACAAAUGUUCUUUCCGUCCUGAUCUGUUUCCGAAUGUGCCUUCGUGGGUUAUUGCGGCUGUGAUUGAACGGCAGCCGUCGAGUCCAUUGCUUCAAACAUACUAUGGCGCAAAGGAUACAGAUGCUGCCCGGAAGUCUGCGAAGCCAACUACCAGUCGGAAACGUCCUGGGACUACCCCGGAAGAUGCAGACCAAGAGCAACCCGCUAGGCGCCGCGAGUCAGAGCUUGGUCGCGCAAAGGCCAGCGAGGGUAUCACAAAGGACACGCCUAAGCGCCGCAAGUCAGAGGUUGGCCCUAUAAAGACCAGUGAGGGCGCCGCCACUAAGGACGCACCUCCUCAGCUCAAGAACGGAGGGCCCCCGUUCAAUGCGACCUGGUACAACUCACCCCUUGAAGACCCAAAGUUGUACCGUAUGAAGGACAAAGUCUAUGCCCUUGAUACCUACAACGAUCUUGCAGACAUCAUUGUGCGCGUCACAGAAGACUACGGUCGUAUGAAGGGAGCACUGCGCAAGAAAGGAUUCUUGCCGGAGUCGGACGACGAGGGGUCCGAAGAGGAGAACGUCUUUGCGGUGGAGUGA